Molecule: messenger RNA, 966 nt
Organism: Saccostrea echinata
Lineage: Eukaryota; Metazoa; Mollusca; Bivalvia; Ostreida; Ostreidae
Product: protein jagged-1b-like
Exons: 6
Coding region: 1-966 (321 amino acids)
Molecular function (GO): scavenger receptor activity
Source: RefSeq, a predicted model, not a curated record
AUGAAGGACAAAUCGGACAGAUCACUGGCAUUAAAUACCAGUCAAAAAUUAUACGGAAUUGAUAUAUCCAGAAAUAAAAGAACAAAUCAGAGUGCAACAAGGGCCUGCAUAACUGAUGCAUGUAAAAACUUUUAUCUCUCAAGUAAUGCAGUGGAUAGAAAUGAAACAACAUGUUCGGGAAUCAAGGUUAUAGGAGAAGGAACAUCUCUAAAGGAAGUAUGGUGGAAUGUAGAUUUGGGCGAUUUUUACAGUAUUUACAGUAUCAGCGUACAUUUUAAAGAAGUUCUUAACAAAGAGGAUCGUCAAAAAGGCCGGUUUGCAGGAUUUUCUCUAUAUUUAUCAAAAUCUGAAAAUAGAGACAACAACUCUCUUUGUUACAAGGAUGGGCCAGAGUUACCUCCACUGAAGUUUUCGACAAUUUGUGCGGGAUAUGGUCGAUAUGUCAUCUUUUACAAUGAGCGGUUGGAUGGAGUUAAUUAUCCUAACGGAUACGAACGUCAGGCGUAUACUGAUUUGUGCGAGGUGAUAGUAAAAGGUUGUAAUAAAACCUUUUAUGGGCCAAAUUGUGAUAAAAAGUGUUCUGCCAAUUGCGAAGAUCAAAGCUGUGACAUCGUUAAUGGAACAUGCCUGAAAUGUAGUCGUGGGUGGACAGGAAAAUUAUGCAAAAAUAAGUGCCCAAGAGGAUGGUUUGGGCUUGAUUGUAAACAACAAUGUUCCGGUCAUUGCCUAAACAGUGAAGUCUGCAAUCAUGUAACUGGUGGUUGUGACAGGGGAUGUACUAAUGGAUGGAAAGGAACAACAUGUGAAGAACCAUGUAAAAAUGGAACCUACGGCCCCGGUUGUAGAUACAACUGUAGUGGUAAUUGUCUCGAUGAUGUCCACUGUAACAAACAAACUGGAAACUGUGACACAGGGUGUAAACCAGGAUAUACAGGGAAUUCCUGUAAGGCAGGUAAAAACGAGUAA